AUGGGUUGCGGCGGUGUGGAGAGACGGAGCCCAGAGUCGAGCAGCGCCAGCUCGGAACGUCGACCGGAGAUGGAGGGAGAUCAUAGCGGCCAGCCAGGAUCCGUUCUGAGGCAUGAUGAGAGCGGUGCUGUGUUGAGCCUCUCCUCGGUGGGUUGGCAUGGCCCAGUGAUGAACGGAGCCGUGGUGCCCGGUAGCCCGGAGCUGUCUUCCUCGUGCCCGCUGCCAGACUGGCGAGAGUUCUGUGAGCUCCAUGCUCGAGCCUCCGCGGCAGACUUUGCUGACAAGUUCCAGCGCUUUCUUCUGGAGAACCCGUGCUACGACUCGCCGGGCGCCGAUGCCAGUUUCUCGCAGCACUUUGCCCACCACUUCCUGGAGUGCUUCACCGCCGUGCUGACCCAGGCGAGGGAGAACCAGGCCGCCUCCCCGGGAGAGGACGGCUCCAACUCAGCAUCCAAGUACAGCAUCGUCCCCUUUCUAGGAAUCCAGGGUUGCCCGCUUUCGUACAGUCACGAUCUCUACCAGAGGCGCAAGGACACCGGGGCUUCGAGCGAAUCCCUGGACAGCAUGGACAGCGGUGGGGGAGGGAUAGACGGGGGAGGCGGCGGCAACACGGGCUCCAGGGGCCCCAAAAUGACCCACAAGGUGUCGGCUCUGGGACAGUCCCGCAGCUCUGAGGACGUGUCGGUCAGUCAUCCAAAGGCUCGUUUCAAGAAAGGCUUCUCCCUCAGGAACAUGAGUCUGUGUGUGGUGGACGGGGUGAAGGAGAUGUGGCACAGACGGGCCUCCCCAGAGCCCGAUGCUCCCUCCGGGACCAGGAGAGCAAACGGGGGAGGAGGAGGGGGAGGGGGAGUAGGAGGAGGAGGAGGAGGGGGGGAAGGGGCGGCAGGAGGAGAGAAGUGGUCCCAAAAGCUGCGACUUCCCAGGGGCUCCCAGGGCCACAAGGCCGAGCUGCUGGAAAUCCAGAGGGAGGGAGCGCUGAGGUACAUGGUGGCCGACGACACAAACUGUAUGGGUGCUGCUCUGUGGCAGAAGUGUCGCCUGCUGCUGAGGAAGACUAAGCGGGAGGAUGGAGGAGAGAAGUUCCUGCUGGAGUUCUACGUACCACCCAAGUCCUCAAAGCCCAAAGUGAGCAUCCCACUGUCUGCCAUUGUGGAGGUGAGGACCACCAUGCCACUGGAGAUGCCCGACAAGGACAACACUUUUGUUCUAAAGGUGGAAAACGGUGGAGAAUACAUCCUGGAAACCAUUGACUCUUUGCAGAAAAACUCAUGGGUUGCUGACAUCCAGGACUGCAUAGACCCAGGUGACAGCGGUGAUGACAUUGAGCUGGCGUCAUGUCCUCAUGGUCAGACCUCUAAAGACUGCUCCAUGGUGGCCUCUUGCAGCUGUGAGCUCCUGUCCGAGGGUGUGUAUCGUGCCCCGGAGAGGCCGUGUCCCACGGCGGCAGAGCACUACAGCACCCCCUCAGUACGCUGUAGGGAACCUCCUUUCACCCAGCAUCCAUCCCACAUGCCUUUAGAGCGCUUCCUUCAAUCCCCGGAGGCCCAGAGCUCCAACUCUUCCGCAGGUGGCGGCGACGGAGCCAAAGAGUCAAAUGGCGAUGCCAGUUUGGUGGGGUACCCUUGGUUCCACGGUACGCUGUCUCGUGUACGAGCGGCUCAACUGGUGCUUGCGGGCGGGACCAGGAGCCACGGGCUCUUUGUGAUUCGUCAGAGCGAGACGCGGCCCGGCGAGUAUGUGCUCACCUUCAACUUCCAGGGCAAAGCCAAGCAUUUGCGUCUGUCGGUGAAUGAGAACGGUCAGUGCCACGUCCACCACUUGUGGUUCCACACGGUAUCGGAUAUGUUGAGACACUUCCACGCCCACCCAAUUCCUCUUGAGUCAGGAGGAUCAGCUGACAUCACAUUACGCGCCUACGUGCAGGUGCAGAGAAGCUCCACCACAGAUGUGACCGUGCCUCCAGUCCUCACCCCUCCCAGGGAAGCAGUCUGCAGGACAGAUUCCACACCGCCAGCUCUUCACCCGCCCGGAAUCCCGGCGCCGCCCGGGCCUCCUUCUGAAGCCCCGCUCGUGUCCAGCACCUCCUCCUCACCCACCACCCUCCCGUCUCUCUCCAGAAGCGACCCGGGUACCGGGGGAGGACUGCAGAGCCGCAGCAACAGCUCUGAGCGCCUGCUGGAGGCCUCCAGCGGGACCUCUGAAGACUACCACGACGCAGACGGGGCUCGCAGGGCCCGCGCUGUUGAGAAUCAGUACUCUUUUUACUAAACAAACCAGAGCAAGGUCGACUCAGAGGUUUUUUCUGACUGAAGGCGAUGCAAAAAAAUGGUGACACAGGCGCUCGGUGCAUGAGGCAAACGGUCCAAGUCACUGGAUCACACAUUAUUUUGUCCAUUUGUUGUUGUUUCUUGGAUGUCAGAAGCAAGGGAAGUUGACGCCAAGGAAGCUGCGAUGUACAAAGGUUCACAGUGAACAUAGUUGUAGGCAGAGAAGGCCAGAGGAGGUCAUCCAGUGGAAUCAUAUGGCUUUAAUUCUCCUCUUCUAAGGAUUUCCUGUUCACCCUUACCCACAGUUCCCUGGGAGAAGAGUUUAUGUCACUAGUCUUCUGGAGGACUGAGAGUUUGAAAUUGACCGAAGAAACAGUCCCCUCCUGCUUAGCUCCUCUGGGCUCUUGAAAGCAUCCCGUAAAUGUUUGUAAAGCUGCCUUGAAUCUGUCCCGGAUAUCCUCCUCACAGUCCCGGUGGGUUUUCCCAUUGAUGUCCAGCUCUGGGUAUUUUCUUUUAUGCUAACAUCAGUACAGUGAUGACAUGUGUUGGUGUUAGUUUGGAGAUGCUUUUCUGAAACAUGUACAGCCUGAAGGGUCUCAGUGCCUGACAGUUAACUCAGACUCAAGUGGACCGUGGUCAGUAGAAACAAAGAUGGUGAUGUUGACGUCUUACAUCAUCACAAAAUGUGUCAACGGGAAUAGAGUCGAUCCAUCUAUUAUCGGGCACUGCUCAAAACAUACUGAACAUGCAUAUCACCACGAUUAAAUAGUUUUACCCGUCUUACUGAUGACACCGCGUACACACAGGCGGUUCUGUGCUGCAGAUAUCUUUAAAACACUUUCCACGGAGAGGACAAAGAGGCACCUGUGUUGUUGUUCUACUGGGUUAUUACUAUGAAUGUGUGGUUGUGUUUUAGAGUCCCAAUAUUUUUUUCAGUGGUGUGUGUGCUGCAGCAUUGUUUUUGAAACAUGUUCUGGGUUCCUCCAUCUGGGGAUUGUUCUAUAUCCACACACAUCACUCGGAUAACCAGUAGAUUAGAUACACUGUUAAUAGAGAUUACCUUGAAGUAAUGCCUUGAAGAUAGGACUAUACCAAAUCCAGCAUUAAUCCGAUGGACACAAGUUUUUGAAUCGUGGCAGUAUUGUGUACUCCUUUAUGUGGCCUGCAGGACAACUGGUGGGUUUGAACCAGAACAGUUUGAAACUCAUGGGGUACUGGGUGGCCAUGCUUGAAUAAAAGGAGGUGAAAUCUACUUCAGGCAGACUCAGUAAUUAGCUUUUUUAUGCUAAUUGCUAGAAAGAAACUCUGAAAUAAAAAAAAAUGUCAAAAAGAAGUAAUGAAGGUAGGAUAAAAGAAUGAUAUAUUGUUAAAGGCCAUAAAAGUACAUUUUCACUCUUGAGGUAAAUUGACUUUUUUUGCAGUUUUGUUCUACCCCUUGAACAUUUUCCAGAAGGAAGUCUUGUGCUCACAAGACUUCAAUACAGUCCCCUGUUUUUCAUUAAAUGGCCUCUAAUGUCUUAUAAUUUGUAGUUUUGAUAACAUAUCAGAUGUGUUAGAACCUUAAAAGUAAUACAUUUUUACAGGCUGAAUAAUUGGCAACUUUAAACAGUUGAAUAUUCUAACAAUUUCCCUUAUAUCAUUUAGUGGACAGUCAUUCUUGGUCAACAGCAGUAGCACACGUAAAAUUUAGAAUUUUUAAGAACUAAUAUGACUACAAAUGUUUACGAAGUUAUAACAAAAAAUAAAUCCUUCACAAAGUAGCAAUGACCAUCUAAAACAAAAUAAUUAAUCUUUUUGCAACAUGUAUAAAUGGAAGUAUUAAGAACAAGUAUUACAGAAGAAUUUACGUAGAUAGUUUCAUGUUAUUAUGAAGCAGCGUCAUGAGGAAAUGAAAUCUUCUGGCAAUUUUGAUAAUAUAGCAAAAAAUAGUGCCUCCUGUUACAGUUCCUCUAAAGUUUGUUGACAUAAUUUCAUUCACAGGUCGUUCCAUUUUUCAUCAAAACAAAGAAUUGUACCUGCCCUUUUGUUUUAAAGCAAGUCAAGCAGCAGAAAGCAUCCUGACGGACACAUUUCACACCACUGCAAACAGAAAAGAAGGCGUGAAACAUAUGCAACACUUUUACUCAGCAGGAAUAAACAUAUCAAAGACAAUGCACCUGUCUUCUCAAGCAUGGCCUCUCAGGAUUCAGGGCGGUUUCAGAAUCAGAGGGAAUGAAUCAGUUCAUGUGCCAAUAUGAAUCCUAUUUUUCAAACAUAUUAUUCCUCAGCUGCUGAAAUGUACUUUUUUCCCUAUUGUCUUAUUUAUAUACAACUGAUUCUUCUUGAUGAAAUUUCCAUGGUGGAAAUUGCUGGUUGCAAAGGAACCCGUCCCACAUAUCACAGAUCAUGCUUAUAUCUCCUUUUUAUUUUCUUUACUCUCUAACAGCUGAACUUUCUGUUGUCUGACUGAGUUUUGAAGAGUCUGUGCAAUUUUGUACAAAGUGAUGUACUUGACAUACUACUUUAUAUUUCUGUGAAUAAAAUGUGAACAAGC
Menidia menidia (Atlantic silverside) is the source of this 4800-nucleotide messenger RNA. NCBI's taxonomy places the organism in Eukaryota, Metazoa, Chordata, Actinopteri, Atheriniformes, Atherinopsidae. The record is from the annotation of a GenBank genome assembly.